UAUGCUUACCAAGUACCGGAGUCGGGCGUUGGUCCUUGACCCGAAAACGGCCAACGCUCGAGGGUCUGCGAUCGGCUUACGCAGCUCAAGCAGCUCAACUUCACAUACUCUACGACUCCAAAGUCUAUAAAGAUGCCGUUGGGUGGACGACAAUCUGACUUGAGCACACCUUGGUCUACUCGCGUGGCAUUGUAUUCCUCUGGACCAACUUUUGUAUCUCACCGCCGACUCUCAGCCUGAGCCAUGUCUGCUUUCCUCAUCAAAGACGUCCGGAUCUUCGACGGGGACAAUACCAUCGAACAUGGCAGUGUCCUGGUAAAGGACGGCAAAAUUGCCCAAGUCUCAUCAUCCCCGAUCGCAUUCGAGGGCCCAACUUUCUCAAGACCCGGCCACACCCUUCUGCCCGGCCUCAUCGAUGCCCAUAUUCAUGCCAACGGCGGCAGUCCAGUGGCCCUACCGCAGUCGUUGAGAUUCGGGGUCACGACCGUCUGCGAUAUGCACAAUGAGUAUCAUAAUGUUGAGAAGCUGCGCCGGCAAGUUGAAGGGGGAGAUUGCGCGGAUUUGAAGACUACGAGUUUUGCGGCGACCAUUGAUAUGGGCUGGCCAGUGCCGAUUGUUAUGAUGCAUGACAAGAGUGAAGAAACCCUCACCGAAGUAGCAACAUGGCCCAAACUCGUCACGCCCGAAGAUGGCAGACGCUACGUCCAAGACCGCCUCAAGGAAAACGUCGACUACAUCAAGCUCAUGCACGAAUCCGGAGCCAUCAUGGGCACCGAGUUCAACAAGCCCUCGCUCGAGCUGCAGAAAGCCAUCAUCGACGAAGCCCACAAAGCCGGCCUCCGCGUCGUCGCGCACUCCCUCGCCCUCUCCGAUACUCUCGAGAUUCUCGGGGCGGGCGUUGAUGGCAUGGCGCACACUUUUGUCGAUCAGCCGCCGACUGAGGAGCUUCUCGCUGCGUACAAGCGGUACAACGCACAUUGUAAUCCUACCUUGGCAACGUUGGCUAGUGCUACGACCGAGGGGAAGGAGCUUCAGGAGAAGUUUGCUCACGAUCCCAGGGUGCAGCAUCUUAUUGGUGAGGAAGAGAGGCACCGAUUGUGCCAGUGCAUGAGCUUUGCCUCCAAGUUCCGGGUCGAGCAUUCUUUCGAGACCGUGAGGCAAUUGAAGAAUGCUGGAAUUGAUAUUGUCUGGUGAGUUGCUCUGAUUCCGCACUUCCUCCGCCAUCGAGCUGACAUAUCAUCCAGCGGUACGGAUGCCGCAGGUCCCGCCAUAGGCACGGCCUGGGGACUCUCACUUCACCAAGAGCUAUCGCUUUUCGUGAACGAGUGUGGCUUCACGCCCGCGGAAGCCCUUCGGUCUGCUACAUCCGUCACGGCGAGAAGAUUCAAUUUUCCGGAUCGUGGACGAAUCCAAGAGGGCUUGCGGGCGGAUUUGACGUUGGUGGAGGGCAACCCGUUGGAAGACAUCGAUCACACCUUGAACUUAAGAGGUGUUUGGACGACGGGGAAGCUUUGCUCGGCUUACAAGAAUUAUUUCAGCGGCAAUUAGGGAGGUGUUGAGCCGGAAACGUCCAUUCCAGUG
Neohortaea acidophila is the source of this 1581-nucleotide messenger RNA. RefSeq lists its product as uncharacterized. The coding region runs from base 244 to 1194 and encodes 316 amino acids. The record is from RefSeq and is a predicted model, not a curated record. Gene Ontology annotation, molecular function: hydrolase activity, acting on carbon-nitrogen (but not peptide) bonds. The transcript has 4 exons. NCBI's taxonomy places the organism in Eukaryota, Fungi, Ascomycota, Dothideomycetes, Mycosphaerellales, Teratosphaeriaceae.